This is a messenger RNA of Phacochoerus africanus (Common warthog), 820 nucleotides long. It is a transcript of the gene RBP7, whose product is annotated as retinol binding protein 7. The record is from RefSeq and is a predicted model, not a curated record. Bases 191 to 595 code for a protein of 134 amino acids. Gene Ontology annotation, molecular function: fatty acid binding. NCBI's taxonomy places the organism in Eukaryota, Metazoa, Chordata, Mammalia, Artiodactyla, Suidae. Gene Ontology annotation, cellular component: cytosol; nucleus. Gene Ontology annotation, biological process: fatty acid transport. The transcript has 4 exons.
AGGGGAGGGCGCAGAGGGCCAGGAGCGCGAGGCUAAAGAGGCUGGGCGAGGAGGGGCUUUCUAGGAGUGCCUGGGCCCCUGGUCCCCCGCUCAGCUCCUGCGCGCGCGGUCCCCUCGCGACCCCGCCCCGGCCCCGCACUUGCCACCAAGUCCCCGCCGCCCACGCGCCCGUGCAGCCGCCAGCCCCGCCAUGCCCGCCGACCUCAGCGGCACCUGGAACCUGGUCAGCAGCGACAACUUCGAGGGCUACAUGCUGGCCCUAGGUAUUGACUUUGCCACUCGUAAGAUAGCCAAGCUGCUGAAGCCACAGAAAGUGAUUGAGCAAAAUGGGGAUUCUUUUACCAUCCACACCAACAGCAGCCUAAGGAACUACCUCAUUAAAUUUAAAGUUGGAGAAGAAUUCGAUGAGGAUAACAAAGGCCUGGAUAACAGAAAAUGCAAGAGCUUGGUCACCUGGGACAACGACAGACUCACCUGUGUGCAGAAGGGGGAAAAGAAGAACAGAGGCUGGACCCACUGGAUUGAAGGGGAUGAACUCCAUCUGGAGAUGUUCUGUGAAGGCCAAGUGUGCAAACAGACAUUCCAGAGAGCUUGAUCUAUAGCCAACCGCAGGGUCCACGUGUGGCUACAGUUUAAUUUGGAGUUAUAUUCCAAAUGAACAGAUGCGGAUUCGUCCUGGUUUGCUGAUGGGGCUUUGUGGUCAGAGAGAUGUCACACAGGCUGCACUGGAAGCCAUUUGAAUUGUGAGAAAGCUUAGCUUCAACAAACCUGUCCAGGGAGUUCCCGGGUGGCCUAGUGGUUAGGAUUUGGCACUUUCAGU